Cyprinus carpio (common carp) is the source of this 13997-nucleotide messenger RNA. Its product is annotated as ligand-dependent corepressor-like. Gene Ontology annotation, biological process: regulation of transcription by RNA polymerase II. The record is from RefSeq and is a predicted model, not a curated record. Lineage: Eukaryota; Metazoa; Chordata; Actinopteri; Cypriniformes; Cyprinidae. Gene Ontology annotation, cellular component: nucleus. Gene Ontology annotation, molecular function: DNA binding.
UGGGAAGCUCCCGGUAGAAGGCGCGCGCCCGCGGGAGGGGCCGGUAGAAAAUGGCGAGUCUGUGCAGAAGGCAGCAAUGCACGAUCGAGAGGCGCGGCUUUCGGCAGGAGCUCGACUCGUGGCGGCAUAAACUCAUUCACUGUGUAGGGUUUGAAAGCAUUUUGGAGGGGCUGUUUGGACCAGGACUCGUAAAAGAUCUUACCCUCUUUCAAGACUGUGAGCCGGAGGGUGUGUCAGAUUGGUCGUUUGAUGAAAAUUGUCUCUUUUGCUGCUUGAGACGUGAAAAAGUGAAGGAAAAUUUGGUUGGUUUGAACAACCAAGUGUAUUCAGAAGCAGACAGCUUCAAGCAAGAGCAGUCCAACAUUAACAAACUUGAGAAGCAAGCAGAGGAUUUCCUCAAUGUUGUCUUUUAUAGAAAGGCAGACCUCCCGAGAUUUACAGACCCCCACAUUCCUCUAGUGGCUCGUGAGAUCAUGCAGCGAAUGAUCCGACAGUUCGCUGCCGAAUAUACCUCAAAAACCAGCUCAACUCAGGACGUACCCCAACCCCAGGCCCAGCCCAACGGCACCAAGGACCAAAGCCUGCCGAAAGCGCCCUCGCUGGAGCCGGACGCCUCCGCACCCGGCGCCGGCGCUGCUGCCGCUGCCUCCGCACAGAAUCCCGUCCUCAGCAAGCUUCUCAUGGCAGACCAGGACUCCCCACUGGACCUCACCAUCAAGAAACCAGACACUGAACCCAGCGAACAAGAUGGAGUCCUUGACCUCUCAACUAAGAAAAACCACAGUCAUGGUAGUGUCUCACUGAAAAGCUCUCAAGGUUUCUCAAUCAUGCCCACAGUUAAGGGGCGUUCCCAGAGAGCUGAUCACAACUAUCGAGAUGUUGAUGAUGAAGAUGGCUUGCCACCGAGAAGCUUGCAUGAUGGGAUAAGGGAGAACUGUAUUGGUUCUGGACCCCUCAAGCCACCCUUGGCCCGCUCGCUCCUCAUAAAAGAGGAACUCCUGAGCCAGAAACAUCGCCUCCUUGGCCAACCUCUAUCUUUGGCUAGCCUAGAGUCUGCGGGUCUCCUCAACACCCAAGCCCAAUCCCUCCUUUCCCGUGAUGGGACAUGGGGGAAAACCCAUUUAGAUGGCCUCCUGAAGCUCAAACAAGUUAGCGGCGACCUCAAUGACCUGGCUCUUUUCCAGGAGAACCAAGGCGUGUUCACCAAGGGUACAAAGUCCCAUGAUAGUGGUUCCAUCACGGUAAAGAAAGAACCCGGACAUUCCCCUCCAGUGGACUUGAAGAUCCCGCAAGUCAGAGGCAUGGAUCUGUCUUGGGACUCCCAUGGGAAUGCAUCGGAUCUCUACACUUACAGCUCUAUAGUUUUGGGCAACGUGCACUCUGAGAAUGCGCUCAGUCGGAAGCUGAGGGCCAUCUUGCCAAAGCAGGGUCGGAGGGCCGCUCUCGGAGGCCUUCUCGAUGGAGGAGCCAUGGGCGAGUACUGGGGUGCAGACCUCGAGCAGCCAACUUUGGGACCUCAGUACCCGACUUCAGAUCCAGAGGCAGACCCGACCGGCUCCAAGCAACCCAGAAAGAAAAGGGGACGGUAUCGUCAGUACAACAGCGAGAUUCUAGAAGAGGCCAUUGCUGUGGUGAUGGGUGGGAAGAUGAGUGUUUCGAAGGCACAGAACAUCUAUGGUAUUCCCCAUAGUACCUUGGAGUACAAGGUGAAAGAGAGGUUGGGCACCCUGAAGAACCCACCAAAGAAAAAGCUUAAACUGAUGAUGAGGGCAGAGGGGCAGGACUCUGGGAUCACCGCCGAAACUGAAUCCAUGUCGACGCCCGCCACCACACCCAUCGCAAUGCAAGUGGAUGUCUUGCAGGAGACAGGAGACAAAGUCGAGUAGAUUACACAGAACACCUCAUAAAACGGAAAACGUUUUAGAUUCUGAUAGACACAAAAAACUAAUAUGAUUUGGAAUUGAGGAUGGGGCUUUAAUUGUGCCAAUUUAUACUUGCAGUAUCUGGGUGAGCACAACUGCAGGGAUUCAUGUGAGGAUUUAAGCCUGAUAACUGGGGAUAAGAAACAAAUUGGCAGUUAUCACAGUGGUCGCAUUGACACUGCAAACGUUUUUUAACAACAAAGCAACAAAUGCGUUCUAAAGCCAUAAGAGAGUAUCGACAGAGACAUUUUAUUAAAAAAGAAAAGCAAACAGAUUAACCCUUUGUUUGCCCCCUUCAUCUGAACUUUGUGAGCUGCGCCAUUAGUGCUCAUGCAUUUUGGACGGCAUGCCAUUUUGAGAAACGAGAAGUGGGGUUUCAAGGGUUACGUGCAAGGCUGGAAAUUGACCCUUCAAAAUGAAUUUAUCUUCUCUGAUUGGUAGGUUUAUUUACUAAUUCAUGGUCUUUAAAACUAAUUUAUUUCAAAUGGAGUUGACAAGGAUUCUCACCAGGGAUCGAUCUUAGGCCCGUUUUUCUAUUAACAGGUAAAAACAAUUGCUUUCAACUCUUUGUAGUUUCCUCCUUUUAUAUUCUGCACCAUUGAAACAGACUAAGAAUUAGACACGUCCAUUUUAAAAAAUGAAGCUUAAGAUUAGUCAUUCAGGGAUGCAUGUUUGUGAUGUUGAAAAGAUUAUUAUUUUUUUUUUUACUUUACUGUAAACUUUUCUUUACUCUAGCGCUUUCUUUUGCACUACACUUUCAGUCUGGCACUCGCCAGAGCCUAAAUCUGGCGAUUAGACCUGAUUACCUCUACACUGCUUGCAUUACGCACUUACUGUUCUGUCUGGCAUACUACAUAAUGCUCAUUUUACAGUACUCUACUCUUGGUGAGAGCCUCUCUCCUAAAAGGAUUUUAACACCCAUGAAGGGACAAUGCCGACUUAAGCCACACAGGACAGGAACGUGAUUCCAAUUCACAUCUUUCUACUAAAAUUAAUCGAGGGAGAGUGAACGCAGUCAACUUUUGACUGAUUCUGGCUGCUCCCUCGUCGCUGCUUAUAGUCAGUCACUGACAUGUAUAUUUAUAAAAAGAAGAGCAUUUUCGCAGAGGGUUGGUUUUGGGGAACAUAGGUGGGGGAAAUGUAGGUAGGGUUAUAACUAUAUAACCCUGUUAUAUUAUAAAUUAGCGUUCUUUCAGAGAGCCAAUUCUUGUCUCUGAAUAGUUUCUUUUCCUCAUGUAAAACUCAGGGCAACUGAGACAAAUAUAGCGAUCGUGUUUUUAGAGAAACAAUGCAUAUUACCUACUUGAACUGGAACCUGUGACAAUUCCCAGUCAGUGAGUUGGUUCAGGGGUAGGGCUUUAUACUGGGCGUAGGUUGGGUCGAGCUGAGCCAUGGAUUGCAGAUAUUGGUGGGCUGUUAUCAUUCAAAACACCUGGCCAGUUGGGAAUUUUCUGAGAUCUCUCUGAAAAUAGCACUUUGUUUAAAAAUAAAAGUGAAUAUGUUUGGGUGUGUGUUUUAAAGUAGCUUUUGCAGUAGCAGAUAGCAUAAAGGAGACUUGCAAGAUCAAAGGGGGAGCAUUUCAACGACCCCCGGCGUCCUGCGGCUUAGACCCAAACAUGCUCACUUUGUUUUAAAAAAAUUACCUCUUCAGUAUACAGUGGUCGACAGCUUAAAUUCUCAGAUUUGUCUAGUGUUGCCUCACUGUUUAUUGUCACAUCGCCCCUUUUUCAAAUCUAAACUGUGUCCUCUGAUGUAUAUAAAACCUAAAAAGCGCAUAGAUCUGUGAAGAUUUCAAAGAGAAGGCUUUUGGAAUGGCAUGCUCCACUUUGAUGUUGUUUUGAAGGGCAUUUUGGUAUAUAUCACUGCUUGGUGCUCACCCAGUCUGUGACAAAAAAUUAUACUUCAAACUUCAGGGUUUCUGAUGAUGAAACUGACUCUUUGAAAUGUACCUUUUAUUUAUUUCAUUAUUUAAUUUGAAUCAUUUAAGUAAAUGGCAUGCACCAGUUAAGUGGAGGCUGAUUUACUAUUUAUAAUCUGACACUUGGUGGCGGGGUUGUCAUCAAUGUAGACAACCGGGAACACUGUCUUAGUGAAUUCAAGUAAUUCUAGCCAUUUCCCACAUUAUAUUAGGCUUGUAUAAAUUGUAUAUAUUUCCUACAGUGCUAUACUUGUAAGUAUGUGUGUCAUUUUAAUUAUUGUUCUGUUAGCUUUGUUUAAUGAAGUUGCAUUGCAGUUAUAGCCAUGUGUGCGGACACUACUGAAAUAAAUAGAAAUCAGAGUAUUUUAAUCAAUACAAAAUACAAUAGUAAACCCCUGAUGUGACAUAUUUGGUUCAGUUUUUUAAAUUAUGAUCACAUACUACUGUACUUCUACAUGAAACAAGUCGAAGGAAAUAAUUUUAUGUUUAAGGAGUCAUAACUAAGUUAGAAUCAUAUUCAUACUUAUAAGCUCCCUUUAGGUCAUCUGGCAUCAAAUGCACCAACACUUUACCAAUGCUGAGCGUUUGAAGUGUCUAAUUAGUUAGGUCCUUUAUCAAUCAAUCAGUCAGUUAGUUUUAUUUAUAAAUCAAUGUCAUGUAAAAUACUACUCAGUUUUGAUUGACUCUUGAAAUUUAAACAUUUCUUAAACAGUAUUUUUGUCUUGUUUUACAGUAAAAAUAUCUAAAGAUGCAUAAGUCAAGAUACAUUUUCUUGGUUUCUUAAUUCGAAACCCUUGAAUAAAAUUUUUCUUACUUACUACAUUCUUCUUAUUUGGCAAAUUUACUUUUCUCGUUUUAAGAAUAAAUUUUGUUGGAUUCUUCAAAAUGUUUACUGUAAAACAAGAUAAAAUAUAAGUUUGAAGUGCAACUAGUAAAUUAGUAGUAGAUCAGUACCUACAACUGGUUUGUUAGUACUACUAGUACAAACAUACUCUAUUAUAAUUGAAUAUUUGCCCCUAUAAUUGGCACUUAAAAAAUAUUGCACUGGUGGCAAUGACUGGAAGUUCUUUUGCAGCACUUAAAUCUAAAAGUUUCAAACGUUCACUUCUUUAUUGCUAAUCUAGAAAGUUUUGAACUUUCACAAUACUACUGUACAUUCUGCAACCUUUAUUUAUCAUCAGCUGUCUGAUUCACUAUGGUGCAUGCCAUUUCAACAUAUUUACUUAAUUUGACUUUAAUGAUUAAUGUAUUACAGGGUUAACGGCUCCCCCUGUCCAACAACAUCCUCCUCCUCCUGAAGAAAUUAUACCGUCUUUACGCAAAUGAAUGUAAAACCAUUUACAAAUAACUUUUAACUAGUUGUUUAGAAAAUAUGGCACUUUCACAUUUCAUACUUUGAACAGACUGUUUUAGUUUUUCUCUUGCUGCUCGUGUUUUAAUAGUUUUCGUUUGUUUGUUUUGCGUUUCUCUGAAACGUACACCUGUAGCCUUCAGUACUUUCGUAUCUCAGGAUAGAUUCAGCAGAAGGGUUCGCAAUAUUCGUCAGUCGGAUAACGAUGCAGACAUAACUACCUGUACAAGACGUGCAUAUACAUGUUAUAUUAACUACAGUCUUUGCACAAUAUACCUCAUCCUUGGGAAUAAACGCACCUUUCUGUGCCACAUCCUUAAAUACCAUUCAGGGGCACGUGUAAAAGGAGCAGUUGAAACUCUGGGAAAUUAAUUUUAUUUUCCUAUUUCACCCUCUUUUUUGUCUUCUACGAGAGGGAUGGCAAGAGAGGCAUUUCAUGUGUCUGACUGACCAAUAUUUACACCCUUUUCAUUCAGGUACAGAAAAUCGAACUUUUUGAAUACAAUCAAAAAUUUCGCUUAACAUUCUCAUCUUGCCAAUAACGGGUCCCAUCCUUUAAGUUAACUCAUAACAUUGAUUGUCAAGGCAAAUAUCAAAGGAUACUGUAGGUAAGCCAUGAUACAUUUUUCCUGUACUCUGAAAUGCGAUUUAACCGUCAUGGGUGUUUUUGUGAAAAACACAAAUGGAGGUUUGUUGGGGAGAAUAUGGGACAGGUGGAAAUGUUAACCUUCUGUUGUUUCUUUGCUCUCUGUAAACUUGUUUUUAAACUGCAUUCCAAAAAUUUCAAGAGAUACCUUUAUAUGGAAGAAAAAUCUAUACAUAUACAAAUGAAUAUAUAUUAUAUUUAUUUUACUGUUUAUCUUUUUAUUUGUCUUUUUCUCUGGUUGAAAUUGAAAUGCUACACUAAGAAAACGACGCUGACAGCUACAACCUCAGUUUCUGUACCAUAUGAAGUGCCAUUUGUUUGUCUCAAGUGGCUCAUGAUUUCUUUUCUGAAAAGAUGUUCAGAUAGCCUUUUUUUUCUUUUUCCCUUUUAUGACUUUCACUGCAUAUCCACAUAACGGCAUUACCUCAGGUGAGAUCUCCCAGAGCAGCUGAUUCUACAUUUAGUUGUAGAAAUCAGGACCUGUACUUGACUUUUACACGUUUCCAAAAACGCAACUAUUACUUUACAAGGAAGCAGUUUUUAAAUGACGCUAGUCGCAUUUUUGUUUUCCUUCUGUGUGUUUUAAAAUAUUAAUGCUUUGCUUAACUGAACCACGGGUCUCUUUUUGAAUGCAACAUUAUUGACGUUAGCACACGAAAGUUCAAAUCGAUAGGGCACACAUUUGUACGCCACAAUUAAUACACUCAAAACACCAUCAGGUCUACAUCAUGUGGGUGGUUAUAUAGUUUUAGGCUAAUGGUUUGAUAUCUUAAUGAGAAAGAAACAGAAAAGGCAUGUAUGGAUGCAUAGGGACUCCAAAUUAGCUGUCUUAAUUAUUAUUAUUGAUUAAAUGUCUCUUUUCAAUGUCAUUUAGAUAAAUAAUUAGUUUUUGGGUUUUUUAAAUAAUUUUUUUGUUGUUGUUUUGCUUAAGCACAGAAUUAUCUUUUAUCUUGUCAUGUUACAGUUCUUUUGGGUUUACAACUCCCUCCACCCCCCACUGAUUUUGGCAAAAUGAAAAUGAAUAGGCACACCUUUAUUUGACAGAAAACAUCUUUGAAAUUGGGAGAAACAAAUUGUCGGCAAACAUUGUAGUCCAAUUCAGUUGUACUGUCAAUCUAUGCACUUGAGGGGGUAAAGUUACUUGCACCAUUAACUGUUUCCUGUGUUUGUGAUAAUGUUAAGUAGUUUUAGGGGCCAUCCUUUACAUUUAAUGGCCUGAUAUUAAAUCAAAUAUUAUUGACUUGGAUAUUGACUAUUGAUUUAGAUGACCAUCAUUUGCAGCAGUACAGCUUAAAAUAGCUGUUGUCAUGGUACAACUUGCAGCACACGCCAUGGUAAAAGACAUGUUUUGAAUGUAACCUUCUAGAAAAACAUGUCUCAGAGAAAACUGAUGGAAUAUGCACAGACAGUUUAGCUCAGAAUAGAAUAAACUCAGAUAUGUGUGUUCACUAUGAUAUUGAUGCAUUUCAUUAGAAUAUGGGUGUCAUCCGGAGGGCCUGUUUUGCAGUGUUCAAUCAUCACCAAUAGUUCAAUAAUUGCAUUCAAUCAUCAUUACAGGAUUAAUCUUUGUUUACUAAUAAUUUAAAUAAUAAUGAGCCAAUACCUACCGAUAAUUGGAACAACAAUUGAAAAUCAUUAACCAAGGUGACCUGCAAUCUGUUAUUUUUCUUAAAUUAACUUUAAUCAAUGUCGUCUUGAUUGCUUUAAUGCAAUUAAAUAAAAAUAAAUAUGUCCUACAUAUAUAAUAGUUGAAGUGUGUAAUUUUUGGGCCACUAUUGGAAUUGGAAAUUUAAAAACUAUUCGAAUUCCAAACACUCAUGUGGUUUUUCAUUGGUCCAGAAAACAGAUAACCACACCCCUAACACACUAUUGGUUAAGCCAAUGUUGCUAUGCUAGGCUGGGGUGCAUUUCCCAAAAGCAUCGUUAGCCGACUAGGGUUGAAAAUUCCAUUGAACUCUAUUGGUAAUGAGAGAACUUGACAGAAAUGCACCUGUGGGCAGGAUGCUCAAACAAAUAGGGGUGCAUUUCCCCUACAACAAUGUAACUCACUGCUUAACCACCAUAAUAUGAUGCAUCAUUGUAGAAACUAACUAGCUAGUCACGCCUCUUUCCCAAACAUCGUCGCAUCUCCGUCAUUUGAACCAUGUGGUGAAGUAAUAGCUUCUGUCUUACUAACAAGAAACUAUGCUUCUAAUCACAGGUCGAGAGCUGUAGUUACAAUCACAUAAGUUUGCGAUGCUGUAUGUGAAUGUUUGAUUGAACUAUGGUUUCGAAAAACACAGAAUUGUUGAACUGUGUUGGUAAUGAAAGGACAUGCAACCAUAGUGGCCUAACAAUGCUGUCGGGAAACGCACUACUGAUCAAUGUUCUGAGUAUUUAACACUAUUUAUGCUUUUUAGGGGAAUCAAACAACAAAGGUAAAAUCAAAAAGUUAUUUUCUAGUCAACAUUAAAAAUCAGGGACAACAAAGACUUUUAAUAUCAAUGAAAUUACUUCCUUCAAAGGCUUGAGUGAAACUGUGAAUUAUAUGGAACAGGGCCAUGAAAAUUCAACACCAGACCACUGCCUCUACUGUCUCUAUUAAAAUGAAAUAUUAAUAUGGCUGACGAUGAUGACUUAGUCGUUCUUAAGAGGUUCAAUGCUAGCUCAGUGAGAGGUCAAACAGAGAGCUGUGAAAACGCAAAUGAAAGUGGAAAGGAGAAAAUGGGCUUGAUCAAAUGGCCAAUGUUCUUCUAGAACUUGAGAGCUUUGGGCUAUGAAAGGGCUGCCCUUGUGUUGCCAUGACAAUCUUGCAAGAUCAUUCACAAGUAAAGGUGUGUCUAUUCUAAUUAUGCUUUUAUUAAUGCAAAACCCACAUUCUUUUCCUGUUUUUUAUUUUAAACCAGUAUUUUAUGUUAUUUCUACCAUUGAAAUGUAAACCUAGUUUGUGUUAAUUUGGUUUUCUUGCUAAUUUUCCGAGACAGAAAUGAAGAGAAUAUUAGUUUGAAAAUGUAUUGGGAGUUACAGAGUUUCCAAACAAGAGUCCUUCCUUCUGCCAUCUGUCCUUGUACUAUGCUGGCGUUGCAUGGUAUUUCAUGCCUGAAUCUGCUCUUGACCAUUAACUUCAUCCAUGACUGUUUCAACCCCGCAGUCCAUUGAGUUCUGUGGGAUUAAGAUUAUUAGUUUUGCUACCUCAACAUUCAGAUGGUUUUGACAUAGGAGCCCUUUGGUAGUAAAGCAAAAAUGAAUUGUAUCUUGAGGGACUGACUGUCCCUACAGGCUUUUGUCGAUCAGGUUGUAUAAACAUGUUGGCGGUUUGAUCGGCUUACGUGCUGUACUGUAUGUAGCAUUUCAGAUGCACGGUUAACACUGGCUCGUUGUUCCCAAAGUCACGGUCCCGUUCUGUCGGAAAGCAGUUAUACAUACCACAUACACAUAUGUGGAUCUAAUAAGUCACAUUUUUGAUAGAGGUAAUGGUUUUUUUGGACCAAAAGGUCCCAAGUUAUGCAUCCCGACUGCUUUUAAGACCAGUGUUUGGGAAGAAUCAGGUUGACCGAUCUCCUCUAAAGUUGGAAACGCGUUGUUAUGUGUGUUUCCUCAAGAAUCUAGUAUAGUCAAGCCACACCAUAUUAGUUUGUGCCCUUGAAAUUCAAGCCAAAUGCAGUCUGUGGGCAGUAUCUUUGUUUGCGAAAAAUGGUCGCAUUUUCGUUAAUUUGCAUACGUCAAAGGUACGCAUCUUAUCUCUCGACGGGGUGCUGUGCUUACACUUUUUGUGGGUUUUUUCCAUGUAUGGAGUCGUAAGUUUUAUGGAGCAAAAAUGCCUUUGGCUAUCUGUUCAGCUUGUGUUCAUAUUUUCAAAAUACUUUUUUAAAGUUUCUAAGAUUUCUCAGAGUAGAGUCUUAACGUUAUAAAGGUUUGGCGUUCAGUGUAGUAUGAUGAUCAGAUCCCUUCUCCCGUACCCCCUCAGGUUAAUGCAUGAGAGUGGAAUGAUUAGGCUCGGCUAAAGAUUGAUACCUUUUCUAUAUUUCUUAAUACUAUUGAUAUUGUGAAUACUUAAACGCUUGCCUUUAGGUUCCAUUUUAUUAUUGCCCAUAAUUCAAAAUUCCAAUGGUAAUGUGGUCCAAAUAAAAACAUUUUUGGUGAUUUUAUUUUGCAAUAUUAAACUAUGAGUGGGAAAAUGAGUCCAGCAAGGCAAUACUUGUGAUUUAAGUCCCCUUGACUUGAGAAAAGUGAGUUUUUUUUGUCGCAGGCCCAAGAAAGCAGGUCGCCCAACAGCUGGACAACUUAACUGCAUGUCCUUAUCAGACUGCCUUUUCCAUUUAAAAAGAUUCAGCCAAAUAUCCUUAGUUCAGUGCUUUAUAAACGGCGAGGAUUGUAAAGUACAAAUUUCCUGGGGAAACAAAAAAUAAAUACGCUCUAAGUUUAGAUAUUUUGUUCGGUCCCUCGAGACCCACAAGGCCACAAAGACUAUUACUUUUGUUUCUGUUGUCUGUAUAAUAUGUGAUGUUUCAACUUAAAGAAAAAAACCUUACAACACAGAAUACCUCAGAUAAUAAAUCCAUGUAAAUCUUGACAGCCUCCACGUGUAGAUAGAGCCUUGUUCACUGCCUCCCCAUCUCUCAUGUCUGUCGGACGCCUCUUCUUUCAUUUCACUGCCCAUUAUGUGUUGUGGAGGUUUCAUUACUUUCUUUUCAUGUUUGUUUUUUAGUCCCAGGAACAAAUUAACCAUUACUUCAUUCAUCGUUCCUCUGUGCUUGACGUUUAGCGGCGUUCACACUGAAUUCACUUUGCAAGUCACUCGAUUCCAAUGAGAGUUGGCGAUUUGAGGUGACUUGAGCGUCAGACUGUUGUUGAUGCGACCAAAUUGAGCUAACUUUAUGCAAAUGCGUAGUGAUGCGGUGACAACCAAUGGGAGUCUAGACUGUGAUUUGUCACCUGGUUCAUUUGGAUACUGUGGUUGAGUAGGAACGUCAUCUAGCAACCAACAGUACAGCAACUUUGUGACCUCCAGAGUUUUUAUCGAAGACAGUGUGAAUGCCAUUUUAGGAAGGGAAGACAUUGCCUCAGUAGUAGAUGCUUAUUUUUACAGUCCAUUUCAAAGUAACACAGUAAUUAUCAGACUAAGUACCAUGUUUCUAAUUGGAGAUUUUGGUCUAUUACCAUAAAUUAAGUUACAGCUCCAAGUUUGGCCAUUCAAAACUAGAUUUUUAAGUGAAAAGGUGGGCUUUGUCUUUUUUUAGAGGUAGUUUGUUAAUUAUAAGCCAUAGUUCACUCAUUUGUCCAACGUAAUUUCAUCAUUCAUUCUCAUUAUCAACUAAACUGAAUGUAGGGGGAAAAAGAAUAAAAAAAAAAUGAAAUUCUUAACACACAAACUAACUUUUUAUGUAACUAUACAUACUUUAGGACAAGCUAUAGAUUAUUAUAUUAAUGUGUUCUUAAAUAUAUAUACACUCAACAGUCACAGUGCAUUGUAUAUAAUGUUCUGUAUAGUUAUAUACUUACGUAUCUUCUGGAACGAGAUGUUUAUCUCUUCCUCAUUUGAUUCAGGGAACAAACAUUUCAGUGCAGUAUAUUUAGAGUCCUGUGUACCGCAUUUGUAUAGUUCGUUUUCAUUUGCUCACAUUUCUUUUAUCGUCCACAUAAUGGAAGUUAGUCUUGAAGUAGGCUAAACAAAGAAUAAAUUAAGUUAUUGUAAGGCAUCUAACGCUGCAGUGGUGCAGACAGUUGUGUUUUUCCACAAUACUGUACAAACAAAAAUAUAUAUUGAGAGGAAGCGCAAACUUUUUAAGGUGGAUGUGUAUAUAGUCUCCAGUCCAUUCCACAAUGUAAUUUUAUUUUACCCUUUUAGUUGAACACCAUUUUAAGUGAUUUUAAAGUAUUUAUUGCGACAUCAGCCGAAGAUGUAAAUUAAUUUUCCCCGUGGAAAAAAAAGAAGUUAACAGCCAGGUUUUGCGGUAUUGCUUGUUAUUUUUGCUUGCUAAUUGUACAUGAAAUUUAAGUACAGAAGUAGGAUGGUUAAAAUUGUUUGUGAACACUGAAUCUCUAUCGGACGAUGUCCUAAAAUCAUCCUUAUUCGUUACGAUGAGGAAACGCGCCUUCGGUGUGCUUUGCUGCAACUGCUUUUUCUUAACGAUAAUGAUGUUUAUUACUAAUAUAAUUUUGCGUGUGAACUGAAACGUCUCUGUAGCUGUGAGCUGGUUGUGUAUGAGUGUGUGGAAUUGUUCGAGGUUUUCAUUUUUCGCUUUUUGCUCAUGCAGUUUGUGGAUAAACCAUUUCUUACAUACUAAAUCAUACGAUUUCUGAUAAGACAAGCCUCUGAGUAGUGGUUUUCAUGAUCAUCUGUGAAAAGAAAGAAGAAAAAUGUUCCUUAAACCAUUUCUCUAUUUACCUUAAAUCCUAUUAUUAAGCCACAACUAUGAAUCCCUCAGGGACAAACGACACUGAUUCAAUCUAUUCAGGUACUUUCUCUAGAUUCUGCGGCCUAGCUGUUAAAAUACGACAAAAAAUAGUACAUAUUUUUUGAAAAAUUGAGCAAAAGAAAACGGUCGCUCGUGACGAGAGUCAUUUUUAACCUGUUGUCGCUUAAUUUCUUUUCCUCUGUCCUUUUUAGUUUUUGUAUUCUUUGUAUCCAGACUUAAGUACAAUAUACGAAAUGAAUGUCAAGCUGAAACUUCAGGUGAAGAGCAACACUCAGCCAAGACAGUGCUUUUCAUUACAAUUUCCUCUGCACACACUGUGCCUCAAAUGCCUGAAGACAAUAGAACAACACUAUAGCGACAAACACCACAUCAGAGCCCUCAAUGAUAGUGGUCGACCGGUCUCAGCACUCCUAUACAGACGUACCUCUACAGCGCAAGGCCUGAUCUUUCACAUUUGCAGUCAGUAAUUGGUAGUUUCGAUCUCUGCUUUUAGCAUGUAAGUAUUUCAGCGAAAAAACUGCCUGAAGAAAAUGCCUCUCAAUAUGUGAUUGGCUUUACGUUGAGGUCUGAUUUUCUGAUUUUAUUUUUGUGCUUGUUUUUCUUUUCUCGAGCUUUUAGGUGCCUACUCUUAUUGUCAAAAAAAGCUCAAAAACGUAAAGGAUUUAUGAACUGGCUGUGUUUUGCUGAUUAUCAUCCAUAAUUAUUAUUAGAAAGACAGGAAUCGUUUAUAAUAAAGCGGUCGUGUGAAACAAGGACGGCAUUUACUCCUCAAUUAGUCUUGGUUGUUGUUAUUUUCCCUCGGAUUUGCAGUUCUUGAAACAUUCCUGUUGUUGUUCUUGUCAUCGUGGGUUUUAGUUUGCGGCAGCGAGUUUGUUGUUUUCCACACAGGCUUGGAUUCAAAAGUUCAGGCUUGAUUUAAGGCAAAAAAAGGAAAUACUUACAUGUUAACUCUUUUAAUACGAGACGGAACGGGUUUUUAAAACGCGGAGGUUUGCCGGUGUGGGAUAAGGUGCUGCUUUUUCCGAAUAUUCUCUGUUUUCGAUAUACCUCAGACCAUCUAGAUCGAAACGAGUGCUUUUUUACGAAAUGGCAUCUUGACCUGUAACACACUGGUUCCUUAGAGUCAGUCCAAUUGAUGGAAGACAGGCGAUCCAAAACUGGAAUAGACCUCAUUUCAAUAUAUACUGUUUACUCUUUGACAAAAACAUUGUAUAGUUUAAUAUUUUCUUGUACUGUAGGUUUAUUUAUAUUAAUUUGUUCUUUUUUGUACUGUGUGUUUGACUUUUAUUCUAGACUAUUAUCGAUGUCCGUGUUCGAGCACUUACGAGGAUCACAACUUUUUUUUUUUGUUUGAUUGCACUAUUUGUUUAGGGUUUGUUUGUUUUGUUUUGUUUUCCGUUUGAAUGCAAAUUCUUAUUUUUUGAGCUGGGCUAAUGAGUAAUAAGCUGUCUCCUAAUGUAUGUGAUUUUUAAAAAAAAAAUUUAAAGAAAAAAACUAGAUUUUCUGUGGUCUAAUUAAAAAAAAAAAAAAAAAAAGUUUUCUCUUUCUUUUUAUUUGCAUUGACCAUUAAGCAAAAUGCUGAUUAGAUCCGUCUUUGUGCAUGUGUGGAGUUUUAAUGGUUAUAUUUUACCCAUUAAGAAAAAAAAAUUCCAUUUUUCAACGCAUUUUAAUUGUAACAUUGUGCAAGUUAGUAUUCACUGGAUGCUAGAACCUUCUUAUGAAAACCACUAUUCUUCUAAUAAAUUUUUGUUGUGAAAAAGUG